AUGGAAGAUAAUCGAGAAUUCGAUGAAGCUACAGGUUAUUUAAUUUUUUCUCGAACCGCAUCUCGAACCGAAGUUAGAGGUGUUACAGAAGAUGCGUUUCCUUCUUAUGUAGAUGUAUCAGAAGUAUGGUACCGGUAUAAUUGUAUCGUCAGAGAAUGUUUGCAAGAGGCUUUAAAAUUCCUUGCCUCAAAGGAUGAUGACGAAUACGAGUACUCGCGGAAGGCUAGAAGCUUUCUAGGCAACUUUGAUAAAUACAUGGAUUCUUACUCUGUAGAGCAAUGCUGGAACGGCCUUAAAUUACGAGAAGAACGAGAUAAAACUCGCACCGAUCAACUGAUUUUAGAAGAAAAAAAGGACGCAUCAGUCAUUCGUAAUGGAGAUGACGAGAGGCGAAGCGUAAAAGAUCCAGUAAUGUUUUUUUCGACUACACGGAGAAUCCCAAAAGAGAAACAAGAACCAAGAUCAAAACGAACACGUGGAAAAGUGAGCAGUGAUAAGGGUAUUAUCGAUCCAUCAAUAGAAACUUCAGAGGUACCAAGUCCAGAAGAUGCUACUACUUCGUAUGAAAUUACUCCAAGCACAUCCCAUUGUGCAGAAGAACCUAAAAAGGAAAGUGAUUGA
This is a messenger RNA of Funneliformis geosporum, 621 nucleotides long. The record is from the annotation of a GenBank genome assembly. NCBI's taxonomy places the organism in Eukaryota, Fungi, Glomeromycota, Glomeromycetes, Glomerales, Glomeraceae.